Molecule: messenger RNA, 192 nt
Organism: Mesorhabditis belari
Lineage: Eukaryota; Metazoa; Nematoda; Chromadorea; Rhabditida; Rhabditidae
Source: the annotation of a GenBank genome assembly
AUGUCAUGCUUAGAGGAAAUUUAUCUCAAACUUUGUGGUCAACCGGUACCAAGUCUGAAAUCGCGUUGCAGGACAUUCGAGACAAGAUAUCCCCGAAUCGAUCCAAUCGAAGAGGAGGAGAAAAAGGUCCGCAAGUAUGUGUACGUUGGAACGGCUGUUGAGGACUCGAAUAAGGACUUGGAGACAGGCAAA